AUGAUGGAAAACAGGACAGAAGUAACACAUUUCAUCCUCAUGGGACUCACUGAUGAUCCAGGCCUGCAGCUUCCCCUCUUCAUCACCUUCCUCAUCAUCUACACCAUCACCCUGGCUGGAAAUCUGGGGAUGAUCCUGCUGAUUCUCUUGGACUCUCGGCUCCACACUCCCAUGUACUUUUUCUUGGGUAAUCUUUCCCUUGUUGAUCUUGGUUACUCUUCAGCUAUCAUUCCCAAAGUCAUGGCUGGGCUUCUAUUAGGAGACAAGGUAAUUUCCUACAACAACUGUGCUGUUCAGAUGUUCUUCUUUGCAGGUUUUGCUACUGUGGAAAAUUUCUUGUUGGCCUCAAUGGCUUAUGAUCGCUAUGCUGCAGUAUGUAAGCCCCUACACUAUGCCACUACUAUGACUACAAAUGUCUGUGUGUGUCUGAUCAUAAGCUGUUAUGUCUUUGGUUUCAUGAAUGCAUUUGUCUUCAUUGGGGAUACAUUCAGUCUCUCCUUCUGUAAAUACAAUGUGAUCCAUCAUUUUUUCUGUGAUAUGCCUGCCAUCAUGUCUCUCUCUUGUUCUGAUAGACGUGUGAAUGAGCUGGUUUCGGUUUGUCUAGCCAGCUUCAAUAUCUUUUGUGCUCUCAUAAUUAUCUUAGUGUCCUACAUGCUAAUUUUUAUUGCCAUUCUAAAAAUGCACUCAGGAUACCAGAAAGCUAUAUCCACCUGUGCCUCUCACUUCACUGCUGUCACUAUUUUCUAUGUGACUCUUAUCUUCAUGUACUUACAGCCAAGUUCCAGUCAUGCAAUGGACACUGACAAAAUUGUGUCUGUGUUUUAUACUAUGGUCAUCCCUAUGUUGAACCCCCUGGUCUACAGUCUGAGGAACAAGGAAGUCAAAGGGACAUUUAGAAAAAUUGUUCAUCUAGAAAAAUAA
Messenger RNA from Cricetulus griseus (Chinese hamster), 921 nucleotides. The record is from RefSeq and is a predicted model, not a curated record. Lineage: Eukaryota; Metazoa; Chordata; Mammalia; Rodentia; Cricetidae.